AUGUUUAACAAAGAAGAGAAUGGCGUACGUUCUCUCUGCACAGCGAUGCAAGACAGAGACAUACAUCAGAUAACAAAUAUUUUGAGAACCAACAGCGAACUGAUAAGAUACAAAAAUCAACUUGGAGAAAAUUUACUCCACUUGGCCGUAAAAUACAAUUUUGAAGAGUCCAUCGAAUUACUAAUCAAACACGGAUUAAACAUCGACAGUACAGAUAGUUGCAAUAGAACUCCGCUUCAUUUCGCAAUCACAUUCAAAAACGAAUCCAUAGUAAAAUGUCUUCUCAAGCACAACCCAAUCACUAACACAAAAAAUCUAUAUGGGAAAAGUCCAUUUCAUUUGGCAGUAAAUUUCGGCGAUCGUCGAAUAAUCCAACUGUUAUUAACAAGUGGAGUAGAUGUUAUGGAUACAACAUUGUGUACAAAUCAAACGUCAUUGCACAUAGUAUUACGAAAUGAAGACGAAGAAACAUUUAAGUUACUGUUGAAAAAUUAUUCUGGAAACGUGAAUAUACCAGAUGCGUACGGAGAAACACUUUUACACUCAUUAGCGAGACAGAGAAAUGAAAACUUAGCGAAGCUUUUGAUUGAUAGGGGAGCCGAUGUGAAUUAUCGCAACAACGACGAAGAAACGGCACUUCAUUUAGCAAUUCAUCGUAGAAAUUUCAGUAUGUGCAAGCUUCUUGUAAAACAUAGUGCUGACGUUAAUCUAAAAAAUAAAUACAAAGAGAGUGCAUUACAUUUGGCUAUAAGAUACAAAGACUUCAAACUAGUGGAGAUGCUAUUGAGCUUCAAUGCUGAUAUCAAUCAACGCGCGAUUGAUAACGAUACGAUGCUUCAUGUUGCCGUUAAAUACUACAAAUUUGAAGUUGUCGAUUUAUUGAUAAAAAAUCAUGUGGAAAUCGACGCUAAAAAUUGCCACGGUUUAACUCCAUUUCACACAGCAACGAAGAUUAAAUGUAUAGAAGCUGCGGCACAACUUUUACUUCAUAAUAUCGACGUGAACACCGUGGCGUUUGGUAAUUUUAUUCAGAAAGGCAAAUCUCAGUAUUACACUCCACUUCACACUGCCAUCGCGCAAAAGGAUCUUCCUACUGUGAGAUUCCUACUAGAUAAUGGAGCUUCGUUCGAUCAAGAUCGUGAAAUAUUCUUAGCAGUCGAGUUUGGUUGCGUAAGCAUCGUUGAUCUCCUGGUUCAACGCGGUGCAAACGUAAAUGCAAGAAAUUCGUCUGGUCGAUCGCUUUUGUACAUAGCUAUGAAGACUCGUGAUAGAAGUAAAGUUGAGAGGCUUCUACAUCGUGGUGCUGAUUCGCGUGAUAUUGACGAAGCAGAUAUCGAUAGCAAUGAAACGGCGUUACAUUUGGCUGUAAAAUCUAAAGACGAGAACUUUGUAAAGUUUCUUUUGGAUAUCGGUAUUGAUGUGAAUAUUUGUGAUGUAAAUGGAAUGACACCGUUGUGUUUGGCAAACGGAAAUUCUGCGAAAUUUAUAGUAGCCAGUGUUGCAUUACUGAAAGUUCAUGGAUUUUUCGUAUGUAAAAAGAAUGAGAUUAUGAUAGAUUCUGUUCCUGAGUUUGCUUCAUUUUUUACCGAGUGUAUGGAAGAAUUGGAAAAGAUUAAAGUAACAAGGUAUGGUAAUGUGUCCUUAAUUAAGUUUUUGAGAGACGAUGUGAGAUUUUGGGGAAGAUACGUGAGGAAAUGUGUAUUUAAAGCAAAGAUCGAUGAGAAUUUGUAUCCUAUUUAUUGGGGGAAACUUUUGGUUAAUAUUGAUAAUGGACUGAUGAGAUGGAAUCUUAUUAAACGAGCUAAAAACAUUUUAUGUGAAUUUCAUUGUUUUCAAUCAUUGUACGAUGUACUGGACGAGAUUGUUGAUAAUUUUAACGAUGACGAGCUUCGGAAUUUCAACGAGGAAUUAUAAUUUGUUAAAGCUGAAAUAGGACUAUAAUUACAGCGUGAUUCUCUUUUUUCGUUGUUGGAUAAUAAGAAAAAUCGUUUGCAUUUAGCGGUUAAGUAUAGGCAUUACGCAUUAAAUGCUCAUUUGCACCAUAUAUUGCAGAACAGUGUAAUGACAACAUUGAUGCUUAGGUAGUAACGAUUUUUUAAUCUAUGUUGUAGUUGAUUUAUGAACAUUUGUCAAGGAAGUUAUGUGUUUUUAAAUUGAGAAGAAAAUUGAAAUUACAAAAUACGAAGAUAAGCGAUCUGAUCAGCUAAAAAACUGCAUAAAGAUGCUAAUGAAAUAAGUCAAACUUUAUUUUUGAAAAAAAAAACAGACAUCUUGGAAUAGAAUACGCGGAAAAUCUAUUUCUGUCAAAGUUUUUUUUAUAUAUAAGAAAUAUUACAAUCUGGUCAAGGCAAAAAGUAAUAGACAUAACUUAAUUUUUCAAUGCGUUCUUUCAAUGCAAUUUAUAAAUGUGUUUAAAUUGCCUACUUCAGAUAAAAAUCACAAACUGGAAUACAAGUGAGCUUUGCUCAACAGUGAUAUAUGAUUGUAAUAAAAUUUCAGAAAAUUAA
Phymastichus coffea is the source of this 2507-nucleotide messenger RNA. RefSeq names its product putative ankyrin repeat protein RF_0381. NCBI's taxonomy places the organism in Eukaryota, Metazoa, Arthropoda, Insecta, Hymenoptera, Eulophidae. Gene Ontology annotation, molecular function: protein binding. Bases 1 to 1914 code for a protein of 637 amino acids. The record is from RefSeq and is a predicted model, not a curated record. The transcript has a single exon.